Drosophila montana is the source of this 1581-nucleotide messenger RNA. It is a transcript of the gene Tgs1, whose product is annotated as Trimethylguanosine synthase 1. Gene Ontology annotation, molecular function: RNA cap trimethylguanosine synthase activity. NCBI's taxonomy places the organism in Eukaryota, Metazoa, Arthropoda, Insecta, Diptera, Drosophilidae. Bases 1 to 1389 code for a protein of 462 amino acids. The record is from RefSeq and is a predicted model, not a curated record. Gene Ontology annotation, cellular component: nucleus. The transcript has a single exon. Gene Ontology annotation, biological process: 7-methylguanosine cap hypermethylation; 7-methylguanosine RNA capping.
AUGAACUCUCAUUAUUUGAGCACAUCCCGCAGCAAUCCUCAGUUUUACACAUUCUCACAGCGCUUUGAGCGAGGCGCGAGCUGUGAUAGCUUCAGCAGUUUAGAUCCGCAGUGGAAGGCCCAGGCACAGCAAGCAGCCUGGUUGGAUUUCUGGCAACGUGAAGGACACGAGUUUCUCGAGCAGAAGUGGCAUGAACAGCAUCCGGAAUAUAAGCAGGAAAUUGAGUUAGCCACGCCCGAGGAGCGCACAGCUUGGCAAGAGCUGUGGGAGCGGCACGCCUGCGAUCAAAGCGCUCACUUCUGGCACAUUUUCUCCUGUGUCUUCGAGAACUACGAAAGGGACCUGUCAAAUGGCUUGCAAGGCGUUGGCCAAACAUUAGACGAGAUAAAUGAGAAUUUGUCGCUUUUGGAUAUUCGCCAAAGCGACGACAGUGCAGCAAGUGCUGAAAGCGGCGGCGAGGACGAGCAAUACCUUACCGCCAACGACGAUCCCGAGUUGCUCGACGAGGAGCAGCAGCUGAGGCUGCUCGGCUUACCGACGUCGUUUGGUGUGCCAGGAAUUGCCAGGAAGCGACGGAAACCAAGACAGCAGCCUGCCAGCGAAUCCGAGAGUGAUAACGAUCCAAAUUUGGUAAUCAUGCCUGACGAUAAGGACGAGCUUCUGCAUGGCGUGCAAUCGCGCGUCAUUAAGAAAAAGAAGAAGCCACAGAAGAACUCGAAAGUCCCACAGUUUAUGCGGGACGACAUUUUGUUGCGUAAGUAUUGGUUCCGGCGCUUUUCGCUGUUCUCUCGCUUUGAUCAGGGCAUUCUGUUGGAUCGCGAGAGCUGGUUCUCCGUAACACCAGAGAAGAUCGCCAAGCAGACGGCUCGGCGUCUGGCCAGCGAUGUGGUCGUGGACGCCUUUUGCGGCUGCGGCGGCAAUGCCAUACAAUUCGCCAACACCUGCAGCCGCGUGAUUGCCAUCGACAUUGAUGCCAACAAAUUGGCCAUGGCGAAGCAGAACGCUCGCAUAUACGGCGUGUCGCACAAGAUUGAGUUUAUACACGCGGACUUUUUGCAAUUUGCCCGCGCCACACGCCUGCGACCCGACGUUGUGUUCCUAAGCCCGCCCUGGGGCGGACCCGAUUAUCUGAAACAGGCCACAUUUGACAUUGAACAGCAUCUGCUGCCGCUGGGCGCCACCCGGUUGAUGCAGCACGCCCGACGUCUGACGGACAAUAUUGGCUUCUUUUUGCCACGCAACUCGAACAUACAACAGGUGAUCGCACUCUCGCACAUUGGCCAGCAGUGCGAGGUGGAGCACAAUUAUUUGGACACGCGUCUGGUGGCGAUAACAGCCUACUACGGCGACAGCCUACUGAAGAGUCCACGGCCGGAUAAUGAACCAUAAUUUUUAGCCUAAACUUUGGUUGAUUAAUUACCACUUUAUUUGAAUUAAGUCAAAUAUGUUUUAUUACUAAUUUACCUUUAAAUGUUAGUUGCAGGCUCUGAAAGUCUUGCACUUGUCACUUUUUUUAUUUAGUUUUAAGUUGGAAAUUUGUUUAGUUUAAUUAUAGAAAUGUACCUUUAUGUAAGCCCCAUA